Molecule: messenger RNA, 273 nt
Organism: Drosophila suzukii
Lineage: Eukaryota; Metazoa; Arthropoda; Insecta; Diptera; Drosophilidae
Source: RefSeq, a predicted model, not a curated record
AUGGUUUCUUUAAAGUACAUCUUUCUAUUCCUGAGUCUGUACUAUUUCCUGGAUGAUGUUGCGGCUGUGACCUGCGAUGUAUCCCCCACGGAUGCUUCUUGCAUCGACUGUCGGGUGUAUCCCACCCAUAUAGAGUGUUUGCACAAACUUUUCGCACCAGUAACAACUGCAGCCCCGCUCACAACUUCAACCACUAGAAGAUCCCGAAUCGGCAGAAUACGCAACUUUUUCAGUAACUUCAUUACGCGUGUCAGAAGUAAAAGUUGGUUUUAA